CAGAUUACAGCUGUCAGUGUCUUGUUGAACCUAGGUACAUUACCUUAAAUUUAGCCCCUAUCAUUUGACAUUUCUAAUUUCAAUAGUCUAGAAAUAAUGUUUGAAAAUGAUCUGUUCAUAAAUGCCGGUCGCAACCAUUCUUGUUUGUGCUGUUUUGUAAAUUAACUUCCAUUAAAGUACCUUAAAAUACUUUUUACGGUUUCAUUACCAAUGUGGGCUGUUCAUUUAUCACUGUAUUUUUAGAUAACUACAUUCCCUUUUCGCGGUCUGUUCCGAGAGUUCCACAGUAGGAACCAAGUAGGAACGCUGGGAGUGCAGGGCAAAGAAGACAAACCAGAGAGAGUGGCUAACUCUCUGGUCGAGACGGAAGCGAACCGAAGCUGAUGUUACUGUACUGAGGAUAUACGAGACCAAUGAUGGCAGUUCUUGGUGGAGGUUAUGUAGUAUCAACCAGUGAUAUGACAGUACCACAAGGGUACAGCUGAAACUGCAAAAGCAGACUUUCAUGGGGGAAUAGGUUUUUUGAGUAAUUGUCUAUUGUCUAAAAAUGACUAUGGCUUUACUUUGUCUUCUGCUGCUUCUUCAUGCGCUGCAAUUGUUGGUGGGAGCCCAAACCGGGUCAGAGAAAGGUUCUUGUGCUCCAUACAAUGGCAAAAUAUGCAGGAAGUAUUUAAGUGGAGCAGGACAGCGAUAUAUUGUUUCACGAGAUGGAGGUGUAGUCAAUGAACAAAUCACAGCUGGUUUGUGGGAGGAGAUGAUUCAUGGUUUAAAAGAACCCUGUAGAAGUGCUGCAGAGAAGCUGCUUUGUAUAUAUGCAUUUCCUCAAUGUGAUAUAAGAGAUUUUGAAGUAGUGCCACUGCCAAUUUGUGCAGAAGAUUGUAUAGCUGUCAAACAUCUUUUUUGCUAUAAUGAUUGGGCAUAUAUUGAAGAUAAAAAGAAGAAUGGCAUCUACUUCAAAUCUCGUGGACACUUCCAACUCCCCAAUUGUGAAGAACUUCCAAAAUUCAGAGGAUCUACACCACCUGCUUGCUCUCAUGCCAAACUCACUGAAAUGAAGACUGAAGAAAUAACUUAUGAUUGUGUCAAAGGAAGGGGUCGCUUUUAUCAAGGCACAGUGAAUGUUACAAAAACAGGUCUGCCGUGUCAGCGGUGGGAUACACAAGAACCACAUUCUUUUAAUCGUCCACCAGAUGUAUUUCCUGAGCUACAAAAUGCAGAAAAUUAUUGUCGUAAUGCUGGAGGUGAAGAACCUUCUCCUUGGUGUUACACUACUAAUCGAUCUGUUCGUUGGCAGCUCUGUGAUAUUCCAAAUUGUGAUGUGAAAGAUUUGUCAAUGGAAGGAUUUUUCACACCUGUGGUUAUUUUAAUACUGGCAGCUGUGGGCUUUGUAGGACUUCUGGUUAUCCUUCUGCUAUUUUUAUUGUGUCUUCGACUUUAUAAACAUUGUUUAGGAUACAAUCCUACCGCUACAGGAGAGGAAGUGAAUAUUGAUUUAGAAAAAUUACCUAACAAUAUGGCGUACCAUACCACUGGUGCACAGUUAAAUCCAAAACUUGAGAAACUAGAGUUUCCAAGGAAUGAUAUUAUAUAUAUCAGAGAUUUAGGCCAAGGUGCAUUUGGGAGAGUAUUUCAAGCAAAAGCACCAGGACUUGUAAAGGGAGAAGAAUUCACACUGGUAGCUGUUAAAAUGUUAAAAGAUGAAGCUUCUGAAGAUCUGCAAGUUGAUUUUGAACGUGAAGCAUGCCUUUUGGCAGAAUUUGAUCACCCAAAUAUAGUCAAACUGCUAGGAGUGUGUGCAAUUGGCCGUCCCAUGUGUUUACUUUUCGAAUUUAUGGGUCGUGGUGAUCUCAAUGAAUUUCUUCGUUCAUGUUCUCCUAGUAAUUAUAUAGUUCGUAGCUCAGAAGGUGAUGGAGAAAUGUUCAAAGAUGUUCAACUGACCCAUGUUGACCUGGUGAACAUUGCUCGCCAAGUUGCUGCAGGAAUGGUCUACCUUUCUGAUCGAAAGUUUGUCCACAGAGAUUUAGCUACACGUAAUUGUCUUAUUGAUGAUAACAUGGUUGUUAAAAUAGCUGACUUUGGCCUUUCUCAGAAAAUAUACUUGCAAGACUACUACAAAGGGGAUGAGCAUGAUGCCAUUCCUGUUCGCUGGAUGCCUCUUGAGAGCAUCCUUUAUAAUAAAUACACAGUUGAAUCAGACGUUUGGGCUUUUGGUGUCUGUCUUUGGGAAAUAUUUUCCUUUGCCCUUCAGCCCUACUAUGGUAUGACGCAUGAAGAAGUUGUAAAAUACAUUAAAGAAGGAAAUGUGCUCCAGUGUCCAGAAAACACUCCAAAAUCUUUGUAUGAUCUAAUGAAAUUGUGUUGGAACCGCAAACCACAAGCUCGCCCUGGUUUCCGAACAAUAUAUCAAACACUGGAGGAGAUACAGUUGGAAGUUGAGAGGGCACAAAGUAGUAGAGCAGGUCCGUAUCCUAGAAGAGUUCAUGUGUGAAUGUCUACUGGUUUAUCUGAUGUGAUGUUACAGCGUGUAUUGAAAUGUUUAAGGUAAUUCCAGUAGUCCAUAUGAUCUUGUACCAAAGGGCACAGAACUUUCAGUAACAAAUAUUAGAAUGACACAGCUAUUUUUAUGAUUUUGAAGUACAAGUUUUUUUAAAUGUGUAAGAGUAAAUUGUGACAUUCUCAAUUUGUAUUUCCAUGUUGAAGUAUUAUUAAAUAUUUAGUAAAAUCAGUUUUGCCUUAAAUAGAAACAAUUUCCAUGAAUUCAUUUGCAUUAUUUUUUGAAAUUGUCAUAGUGUAACCAUGAUAUUCCUUUAGAAUCAAGGAGAGUGAUGAUUUGCUGGCAAAUAAGAUGCAUUGCAUUUUGUCUCCAAAAAUAAAUUAACUGAACAUGGAACAGCAUUGAAUAAAUUUUCUUAUCAACAACAUUUUUUUGAAGUACAAGGGUCACAUUUCUUAAAUUUUGGUUGUCUUCCAAUGCUUUCAGCUUUAAGAAGGUGAACAUCAUUUCUCAAGUUAGUAUGUUUCAUCCGAGCCAGCAAUUACUUUCAGGGACAUGCAAAUUUCCUAAAGAAUAUAAUUGUCAAAAAUCAAAUUGUAAAAUGUGUGUUCAAUAUGACAGGCCACUAAUCUUUCUGUUCCCUUCUCCUGGGAAAACUACAACAGCUAUGUUACUUGGUUGAACUUCUGAUGGAAGAAUAUUUGUUAUCUCUGACAUGUUUUGCCUUAUGACAAGUACUAUAUGUACUGGAAUAUAACCUGUCCUCAGAUAAUACUGGCACCCUAAUUUUCCGGUGAGGAAUCUUAAAAACAAACAUUUUUUUCACUUUUAUUGCAAAAAUUUCUGUACUCCUGCAAAAACGCCUGCCGAUUAACACUGGUUAGAAUGCAAUUUUUAUAAAGCUGCGCCUCAAGGCCUGUCUUUACAGUGGCAGUAUGUCUGGCAUUUCCCAUCUUUCUCGAUUGUGCUGCUAAUGUCACGACUGUAUCACUCGGUGCUUGAUAUAUCACAAUCAUGUGACACUAGUGGCACGCCGAGAAAGACACGAAAUGCUGCAAGAUAUUCUGUAGUGAAGACAGGCCCUAAGGCACCACAUUAUAAAAGCCAAAAUAUAAUGCCAUGACACUAUGUGCAACACGCUUGAAGUUCGCAGUACCAACAUUGACUCGAAUAUUACUUGCACCCCAAUUUUCUGCUAGCCAUUUUUGAAAAUAAUAUACGGGUUAUAUUAGAGUAUAUAUGGUAACUUAAACACUCCCAAAAGUGUUGAUAUUUUAUUUUAAUAAUACAUAAUAUAGUAAGGUUAUGUAAUUUUGCAAAAAAGUCUAUGUUGAGAUUUUGACAGAAAUACAUGUACUGGGAAUCCUUGAGAAUAUCAUUGUGUGUGCAUGUGUGUGUUGUAACCUUAGAAUGUCUGACUGUGAACAAUGCUUGCACCUAUACCAUGAAUUUUCAGCAAAAGCGACAUUCCCAUGUUGAUCUGGGUGACCCCUCAACUGUGAAAUGGAUCUUUUAAUUGUGGGGAGUACUUUAUUUUAAAUCUCUAGAAUAUUUUCAGCAUUAUCUCAAAAAUGACUUCACAUUUUCUGCUUGGAGAGAGCAAAGUACACUUACAAAAAUGGAGCUGGUCAGAUUUGUUCUAAAACUUCUGAAUUUUUGAAAAUUGCGAAAGUUGAACCGUUUUGGACUCCCUUAAACCCCUCUCACAACACCAUUAAGAUACAUUUUUUUUUAAUGAAAUCUGUUUUUCAAAAUUAGAUCUUUUAUUAAUAUUAUGAACAAUAUUUUCAAAAUGAGAAAUUUAGACAAAUAAAAAAAUACACCAACAAAAUAUUUUAAAAAAAUGUUCUAAUUUUCCGGGUAGAGCACAAAGUACUAAAUCACACAACAUAGUGUAAUUUUGAUUAAAUCAUCUUAUUUUUCAAAAAUUACUCAUGUUCUCACUCAUCAUUGAUAUUUAUAAGUGUAUUUGUUAAUAAUGAGCACAAAUGAUCUAGUAUUAAGGUUUUCGAAAGUGUCCACAUUUAAAUGAUCUCAAAAUUGCACAUUUUCAGAAACACUCAAACAUUUUCUCUGAAACUUUCAAUUUUUUCUCUGACAUUUUAAUUUAAAGAGGUUUUGCUCUUCUUUAAUAUUCUGGAAGUUUCAUUUCAUUUAAAGUAUUAGUGAACCAAGAAACUGACAAAAUAUGAAAAAUUAUUAGACACAAUUUCAUCAACAAAAAUAUUACAGGAAAGAAAAGGAAACCAUUGUGUGAAUUGAAACUCUGUCAUUAUUUUGUUCUGUAACAUUCUCUGUAAAGCUAUUUAAGUGUUAGAAAUUAGUUUAUUUAUGACGAUGUAGUUUUAAAGCUAAAGGAACUUUAUUGACAUUGUUUGUAAGGCAAUGAAUGGUGUCAAAUAUAAUUGAGGUAGAUAGAUUCAAUGUUGGAGCCAAUUGCCAAAUUGAGCACAUAGAUUCAAUAUAAGUCAUGUUUUCAUCGAAAGGUCAGUUUUACUUUUAUUGCUAUUUUUUUAUUACAUUAUUAUUAUUAAUAGUAGUAGUAGUAUUUCACAUAACCUUUUACAAAUAGUAUGGUAAUGUCAGCUGGCUUUGUGGCACAGGACAGAUGCGCCAAGUAUGUGAACUCUAAUUCUGUGGGUUCAAAACAUGUAUAAGGUAUGUAUAUUUAGUGUGCUUGUAGCAUAGGGACAUUCCCAGUCCUUCGCGAAACACCUAAAUACAUACACACACACACAUACAUGUACAAGAAAGCCUGUGCCAUUUGUAGCUCCAUUAAGUGUUAUUAGUAAUUGAGCUACUCGCAACUCGCUGUAAUCUUCCUACUCUUUUUAAAAAUUCAUAUAAUAGCAACGUUAACCUGGAUAGCCAAGAUAAGAAUUUUAAUUGAAAUGUGACAUUUGAAUGUUGUAAAGAAUUAUUUCCAACAGAACGUGUACCUGCCUAAUACCUGUGCAGGAUGUGUUGCCUACUAAUCAGGGUGAAAUGUAGUACGUAAUUUAGUUAUGAGAUUUCCCACUGCAUGUUCAUUAACAUAAAAAGUGGUCUUCUUCAAUCCCCCGAAUAUCCUGGGUGUUUGUAAAGUAUAUUCUGAACCAUUCUGUGUAUAUACAUACCUAAUUAUUUGAAAUUACUUCCAAGUUCUUUGUACUCCUUGCUAUAAUAUGAAAGCGAUGUGUCUUAUGUGCUGGCAGAUAUGUCAAUUAUAACAUGAAUAUUUCUGUUGAACUGAUUUUAUUUAACAGUGACUUGUGAAAAACAUGAUAUCCCUGUAGAAACUUAGUAUACUGUAAAUUGAUUUGUAUUUAGUAUGUGCGAGAAUGUCAAUAGCAUAUUUACUCUCAUUCUCAUGAAAGUCACAGAACAUACUAUCAUUAGUAUAAUUAGAUAACAGAACCUUCUGAAUGUUGUUUUAUGAUCAAGUUGAGAUGAGAAAUCUGUUGAUACUUCAUAAUACUGAGCUUAUUCAAAAAAUUGUCACAAGGAAUUGAUGUAAAUUUUUAAACGUACAAGAAUACGUUUGAUGAAAGUAAUUAUUGCUAACUGGCACUACAUUCCAUGAGACUUUUUGAUGUUUGGUUCAAUAUUUGGUUUUUAUUGCUUAUUUUCAUACAUUAAAAUAUUUCAUUGUUUUUUUAUUCUUCUUAUUCAGUAUUAGAUGUUUGAUAUCUUGAAACAUCUAAGAGAUUGCUAUUUUCAUUUUCUUUUUUCAAUUAUAACUAAUUUAGAGAGCACAGUAGUGACCUAACUGAAAUGUGGUGGGAGAGCAAGAACAGCAUUGUGAGAUGGUAGUAGCAGUUAUGCCACUCAUGCUCUUGAGAUAGAGUUCGAUUAAACCACUAUUAUGUUCACUGCCUCCAUUAUGGUAAUUAAUUUUUAUAUUGCUCUGAGAAUGUCUGGUCCAAAUAAAUGCUUUGUAAAUGCUUCCUGAGAUAUGUUACUUAGAAAGUACAGUCUUGAUAGUAGAAUGUGAGAGUAAAUGCGUGCGAGUGUGUAGGAACAUGUGUACACGUAUGUGUGCGAGUAUAGGAAUGUGCGCAUGUGUGUGUGUGUGGAAUAUAUAGUAUAGUUUUUUUAUUUAAAAUGUUUAAUUCACUAUUUUAUUUUAAAUGAUGCUUGACUUGCAUUAAUAUUUUUGAUAUCUCUAAAAGAGUGAAGAAUUCCACUAUUGUAUUUUCCGUAUUCUAGCAUACUAAGUGGUUAAACACUGGAUUAUUAGUCACAUUCAGUAUAUAACCAUGAAGUCAUAAGAUAUAUCAAUAAAGAAUAUGAAUUGUACUUUGAGAAAGUGUAAAGUAUUUAUGUUUGUAAGACUAAGACAGACAAAUACAAGGCUAGUUUCAUUGCAUUGAAUGUUUGGUAUGAAAUAAAUUUUAAAAAUUGAAAAUACAAUUAGAUCACAAGUUUUCUAGAAGAUGGGAUGUAUUAUAUAAUUGGCACAUUGUACUUCCAAGAAAUGCAUUUUUUUUUCUGCUUACGAAGGAAGUUUGCACAAUAAUUGAAUGUGGACAAUAAUUUUGUGUGUGGUCAAAUAAAUGCAACAAUGUUUUCUUAAUAGUCUUAAAUGUUGCAAUAAUACAUUGGAAUCUUAUUAUGAAAUUCACAGUAAACAUAGCAUGCGAAUUUAAUUUCUUUACAGAAACUUGAAUACUUAUUUUUAGCACAGAAAAGUGAGUUCUGAGGAAUGUAUGUUUUGGACAGUUGUUUUUGUCCUGUAAAUUGAAGCUUAAAAUUUUUAGUUAAUUCAUUAUAUCUGUUUCAAGUUCCAUUUUGUAGCAAAAAAAUUUAUCAAGUUGACAUUUUAUAAUUUGUCUUGUUGGAAUUUAAGAUUUUAAACAUUCCAAAACUGGUUGCAUGACAGUUUCAGAACUGAAUGUUUGAGUGGUAUAUGUGUGAACUGACUUCUGUACAUGGGAUUCUAUGUAGAGGAAAAUUUUUCUCUGAAAUAUUACUCUAAGAAAAAACUUUUUUUCAGCUGAUAUUGUGCGUUUGAAUUGGAAAUCCACACAUCUGUUUACUAUGCUGCUGUAUAUACAUAAAUUAAAAAUUGUUAAAUGUACUCCAAUCUUCAUGUUUAUUUAAACCUAUGGUGAUAAUUGCACAUACCUGGAAUGUCAUAAUGACAUAGAUGAAGUUGCUUCUAAAUGAAGUUGAAUCUCAGUUAGAUGCAAUACUGUUUUAUCAUAUGAUAAUUGAUGUGAAAUUUAUUUGAAUGAUUAGGUGCUCAAAAAAUGUAGGUUUUAUAUAAAUAAAGCCAGGUUUUCAUUAACUGUUUGUAAAUUUCAUUUAAUGUAUUCUUUACUCACAAAAAGAAAUAGAAAAGUUUAAAAUUAUAUCAAUGUAACAUAUUUAUUCAAGAACAUGUUCAUCAUCAAAAUUAGAAAAAUAUCAACACUGUUUCUAUCCGUUAUAAGCAAAAUAUUCAAAUGUAAAAUAGCAUACUAUUUAUUUUCUGUUGUGAAAAUAAUACAUUUGACUUAAACAUCCAUUUCUUUAAUUCAUUAUCACUAGGAAACACCUGAUGGGAUGCACAUAAUCUAGGAUAUUAUUUGCCUACUUUCAGAGUCAAUAAAGGUCUGAGUACCAUUGUCACAACUUGCAGGUGUAGUGUUUUGUAAACGAGAAAGCUAGCCUAAGAAAACUCACCCUUCUGAAAAAUAUACAAAAAAUCUGCAAAUAUAUUGCUUCAUCAGGCAGAUCGAUUGCACCUGACAGAAGAAUAACAAUAAAGAAUAGCAGCUUUAUUGCUCACAGGCUUCUCUGUCAAACUUAACCAUAGUAUUUUGAUUUCUCUCAUUGUUCAACGCAUACAAAUAGAAGAAAGGCACCAGAUAUCUUAUCUUGUCAAUUAGCACAUUUCAUUUUUCUAAAACCAGAAAUAUCAGACCAUGUGUAAGAAAAAAUAGAGCUGGAACAGAAACUAUUUCUAUUUCAGCUAUUUCAUUCAAUGUAUUUAGAUAUAUUAAAUUCUGUAGUUAAAUUUGUCAAUAUUGCAAGGAAAAUAUUUUGAAAUAAAGAACAUUCCGUAUAUUUUCCAAAUAUAAGACAUGCCUUUUAUCCAUUUAUUAUGUGUACUCGAAAUGAUGCUUCUUAUUUGCAUACAUGUAUAUCAUAGAAAUAAUUGAUAAACUUGAUUGAUUUUACAUUAAAUUUUGCAACUUCUGAACAUGUUCCAUUAAUAUCACAUGUGCCUGUGAAUAGAGAUUGCAAGAAAUAUCUGGACUACAAAAUUUGUUUAAACAGUAGCUACAGUGAAGAUUUCCGGAUAUUAAUCAACAACAAUAUGAUUGUAUCUUUUGUUCCUUUCUAAUUCUACUAUUUGGAGGUGUGCUGCGAAACAAGAAGUCAGUUUUGUUGGUAUUAGGUAACAUAUAUUAGGAAAAAUACGGUAACAUAUUCAAAAAGUUAUUAGGGUAUCAUAGAGUACUUUCUAAGAAACAUUUGAGUCUUUGUUCUUACUUGAAUUCUAAUGACAUUCCAGUGCACCCAGUACUUGGAAAAUCAGAUAUAGCUUUGAGAAGAAAAAUUAACUGAAUCCAAAAUGCCAAUAUUAAAGAAUAGAUCAUUAACAGGUUCAUCAGUGGUUCCAAAGACUUCUGUUGUGUGUCCUUAUUUUUUGACAUCUUGUUCUUCUGGUGUCCAUUGUAAAUUUAACAUCUGUUCUCUGAGAUAUCUUCUAUUGAGGUGAACUGUUAAUGAUCAAGAUUUCCUUUUUUCAUGUACAAUUUUGAACAUUUUCAUAAUAUUCUCAUUGUGAAUUUAUCAAGUGUUUGUGAAAUUUAUUCUUUGUGUCUUAUCAUGCAAUAGAUCACAGUGCAGGAAUUUUGAUUUAAUCAAGCUUGGGUACGUGUAAUAAAUGUAUUUUAAAAACAGUGUGUCACAUAUCUUGUACAUUAAUGCAAGGUGUUGAACUGUCUUGUGUGCCUUAGGAUAGUUGUGCUGCAUAAAAUCUGUGUUGCUGUUUUAUGUAUUCUAGCUAUAAUUGUAGUGAAAGCAAACUGGCUCUUCACUUUAAGAUCCUUAAUAAUUAACCUAAACUUGUCUUCAGUAUAAUGAAUGUAAGCAGGUACAAGUGUAAUGAGAAAGAAUGUAGGGAUGUGAAGUAAAUUUGUAGUUUGAUAAUUAAAUGAACCAAUAUGAAGUUGUUUGAGUACAGAAGAUAGUCAGAUGAAACAUUUAUGGAAUAGAGAUGGCCAUUGUGUUCUGUGAAUCGUGGUGAAAUAGUGUGACAGGUGUACUCUGCAUUUAAUUGUAUCUUAUUAUAUUGUUUCUUGCUCUAUUUAGAUGGCUAAUCAAAUCUUUUGCUCAUGCAGGCCAUUCUACCUUGCCUCCAGAAGGCAGAAAGUAUUUUCUUAUUCUGAAUAUAGGUACCCAGCUUACUUGGGUUGAAACAUCUUGACUGAUUUACAUAUCGAAUGUGAAGUUGCUUAUUCUAUGAUUGUUCCACUGUCUAAUCUUCCUUUGUGCAAUUCUGCGAUUUCUGGAAUUACCUACUGUGUGUGUGUUGCAAUUUUACAUUAUGUGAUGGGUGUGAUGUGCUUGCAUUGCUUCCAUAUCUUGUCAUUUGUGGUGUUUACUUUUUGGAUGUUUCCAAAUGGUGAUAAAAGUCCUUUAUGUAUAUUGUGUUUGGCGUCGUGAGUAAACGCUAGAGUGCAGAUUUAUAUGAAGUGGCAUAUUUUAUAUUGAUGUUAUUGCUGUAAAAAUUUGACAUGGUAUACUGUAUAUCAUAGUGUAUUGUUCAUGUCCUGUUGUAGAGGAAGUGAGUGAACUCACAAUGAAUUUAGCUUUUUUAAAAAGAAAGUUUUGAUAUAGAUUGUGUGAAGGUACUUCUAUGCAAGAUGAAUUGUAUGAACAUUUUGCUAUUCGUUUGCUAAUAUAAAUGGUGGACUUGUUCUGGUGUACUGUAAAUCAAAAAGACAAUAGUAAAUUUAAUUGCAAUGGUGUGUUUCCAGCUAGAUAAAGUAAGGGCUGAUGUCAGAUUUCGUGUAGUCUAAAUAAAAACUGAAGGUAAAAUCAUCCAUAUUUUUGCAUAAUUAUGCAUAGGUCGAGUUUUUAUGGAUAUUUUCAUACAUAUUUGUCCAGUUGUUGGUACAUAUAAAUCCCCACUCUAGUAAGGACUGAAUUAUUCUAAUGCUCAAAGAAAAGUGUAUCCUCAAAAAAGUCUUUGUUUUAUAAGUCAAAGCAUUUCUUUCUAGUCAAAUUAUAUGUAGUAUAUUUUACAGUGUGCUACUGACUUUUUUUACGUGCAUAGAGUAAUGCAUUCACAUUGAAUGUAAAACAAUAUUUUAAUUCUAAGGUCAACAACUAGACUUCCAUAAACUCGAUAGAUGUUAUUUUUGCAUGUCAACAAGCUUCUUGGAAAUAGUGUUUCAGAACUUAAUAAACUAACAGUACACAUUUGUCCAAUUUUAUGUCUUAAAUUUUUAUGUGACGAAAUUCAUUCAGCCCUUUUGGACAAAAGAAGAAAAAAAUGGGUUGCAGAUUAAAUAUCAGAAUCUCUAAAAACAUAGAGUACAAACAGAAUUGUCUUAAAUGCUUCUUUUGUCCAGAGAGCAACAUGGCACUAAAAUAAAGUCAUUCUCAAAUUAUAUUCUUCAAAAUUUCUUGAAAACAAAUGUGUUAAUAUAAUGUCCCAAUUUCCCUUCUCCUUUAUAACUUAUCUUAUGGUUCCUCAUAC
Gryllus bimaculatus (two-spotted cricket) is the source of this 11171-nucleotide messenger RNA. NCBI's taxonomy places the organism in Eukaryota, Metazoa, Arthropoda, Insecta, Orthoptera, Gryllidae. The record is from the annotation of a GenBank genome assembly.